AUGAUUAUAAAUCAAUGUGACAUCCAAUUAAAUAUGAAUCCCUUGAAAUAAUCAUUAAUUAAUAAAUUUCAUCGUAAAACUUGUGAUAAUUCAAAAUGUGUAUGCUCUAAGAUGUUUAUCUAAGAAGUUUCUUAAGCAAAUGCAAUUACCUACCAGAUUCUCAAAUAAUUUCUAAGAUCUAAAAUAAAUAACAUUAUGGAAACCAAAAAUAUCCUAAAAAAUACUUAAAUUGGUGAAUUAGUAUUCAUACAAACUUUAAUGUAUUAUGAUUAUGGAUGGUUAACAGAUUGUAUUAAGAAUCUAACUAGAUUAUUGAACUGUUAAGAUAAAAAUUAGAAUCUAAUUAUUAAGAAUCUUAUUUAACAAGUUUCUAAUUUUGAUGAGUCAUUCAAUGAAACAUCUACAAAAAAAGCUUAAUCAGAUUAAUAAUUAGCUUAAUACAUUAAUGUGAAGGUGUAACUUAAUAUGGCUUAAUAUUGUAGAUUAAAUUUCAUUUUACAUUUAGCUAAAUUUAAAUUAAAAUCAUUUUUAGGUACAUCUAUGUAAGCUUAUUAAUAAUUGAUAGUCUCUGAUUUUAUAUUUUCAUUUUUGCAAUAUGAUAAAAGUUUAAGAGAUAUACAUGCUAAAACUUAAAAUUUGAUUCUUGAUAAAAUCCAUUUUUAUAAUUUAACAAUUAAAGAUGAUAAACAAGAUUUCUAUCAAUUUGCAUAAUAGACUAAAAUAAUUUGUGCUAAACUAGAUUAAUUAAAAAAGCUGAUCAAAUAAACAUAUAUUCAAUAUCCUUGUAAGAGUAUAUAACGAUGUUUGUGUUUUUUUUAAAGUGAAUUAUUGAAUAGUUAUUAUGAAGCCAAUAAAACAUCUACUCUAACAUCAAUGACGGAUGAUAAAAUAUUUAAGAAUAAGAAAAUAAGAAAUUAUGAAAUUCAAGUAGAACAAACAGCUUAUAUAAUUUUAUCAAUUAAAGGAACUUUAGAUGAUUUCAAUAUUGAAUAAGUUUCAUCUUAUUUUUUGCAGCUUAUUGGUUAUGAAACAUUUAAGGAUCUUCAAUUUAAUUCACUAUUGCCUAAAUUUAUGAGAAAUAGUCAUCCAAUAGUUAUAAAUAAUUUUUUUAUUAAUGGUCAAUCUAGUUUUUAUAAAAGCUUUAAUUAAAGUUUUAUUUAAUGUAAAACAGGACUUUUAAAAACUAUUUUUUUAAGUUAUGAUAUCACUAAAAUAAUUAAAAAUUAGAAUUUAGUAUUUGCAGCAUUUCUUUAAGAGUUGCCAGAUUAAAAGUGUUUUAUAUUAUCACAUGGUGGAAAAGGAAAACUUAAUUUUUCAGAAAACUUUUUUAAGAAAAUUGGGUUUGACUAAAAAGUUAUAUUAAAUCUACCAUUAAAUAUAAUAAAUAAUCUAAGUUUACAAUAUAUUCUUCCUGAUUGUCAAAUUGAUCAUUCCGAAACAGAAACAUCUUAAAUUAAUACAGAAAUGAGAUUUUUAAUGGACAAAAGAUUGAAAGAAUUAUAAAAUCAAGGAAUAGAUUUAAUUGAAUAUAUUAUGGAUCUAAAAUAAUGGGAAAAAGAAGAUUAAAUAUAUCAAUAUAAUGUAACAGUUAUGAUUACAAAGCGUUUCAUUUAGGAAUAAUCUUAUUUUUUAAUCGAAAUUUCAUCAAUUACAAGAUUGACUAAGUUUUCAUAAGAUAACUCAAGGUUAUAGACUUUUCAAAAUAUUGAUUAUUUUUCCUAAAGAUAAAGAUCUCCUAUUCCUCAAGAAAGAAAAAAUUCAAUUAGCAUAACUUCAUAAAUAAAUAUAAGCAUUGACGCUUAACCAAAAAGAGUAAAAGUUAUUGAUAUAAAAACAAAAGAAAUUUUGAAAAAUAAUUAAUCUGAAGAUGAAGUUGCUUGUAAUAUUGCAUCAUUUAGAAAAGAAGAAUUACAAAUUCAUGUUCCUUAUUAAAGUCAAAGAUUAUUGUUAUCAGACAGAAAAAAUGAUACUUAAUAGGAAUUCUUCAAUAUAGACUAAUUGAUGAUGGAUUCAAAUAUUCAAUCAUCUUUGGAAAUCUAGAAGUCAUAGAUUAAUAGUAAAAAGAAAAUAGAUGAAAAUGAUGAAAUUUAAUCUCAAUAGUCUUCUUUAGGAGGUUUAAAGGAUUCUUAGCUUUUUAAGAAAUUUGAAAUGAUAGAGAAGAUUAUAAAAAGUAAAAAAUUUAGUAUCAUAAUAAUCUAUAUAAUUUUAUUAAUAUUACUAAUUAUGUUUUGGUUAUCCUAUACGAUAAUAGUGGUAACAGCAAUGUCAUCUUAAUUAUUAUAAUUUAUUUAAGAAAUAGAUAUGAUAUCUUUGCAUGCUAGUAUAAUGGGACCACAUGAUUUGUAUUUAUCAAUUAAAAUAACAAUAACUGCAUAUCAACAAUAAAAUAGAGAGAAAUAUAUAGAUUCUUCUACUUUGUUAAAGUUGAUUGAUCCAUUAUAUUAAUUCAAUGCUCCUUAUUAUUUUGAUUUAUAAGAUAGUUAUUUUGAGAUUUUGACGAAUGAUCAUUUAACUGAAUUCUUCAUUGAUUAGUAUGAAACUGUAAUUUUUAUGGGUUAAAAUGAAACAGUUACUUAUAGCAAGAUAUUAUCAUUUAGAGAAGAACUUCUAGCAAUUAUCAAUGCAUAAUAUUAAUUUAAAAGGCUAUUUGAUUAACGAAAAUAUGCACCUGGAUAACCAUUCUAAGUUUUUUAAUUUGCUAAUUAUUUUAAUUUAUAAGAUUAAUUAGAAUUACUAACUGAUGAAAUAUUGUAAUUUUCAAAAUCAAGAAGUUUAACUUCAAAUAUUUAAUGGCUUAUUAUUUUGAUUAUAUAUUAAAUAUUUUCAGUUUUAUUAGGAGUAGUCAUUAUUUUAGUUAAAAAAAGAAUGUUAAAAACUUAUGAAAAUUUAUUAUGUUUAUUUUAUUAUUCUGAUAAGAAUUCAAUAGAAUAGGAAAUUACUAAACUUAAAAAUCUACAUUAAUAGAUUUCCAAAAAUGAAGAAACAAUACAGAAAUAUGAUUUCGAUUUUAAAGAGAGGGAAGAAUUUAAUAAUAGAAAAAAGAAGGAGAAUAAUUAAUAGAAAUCAGAAAAAUCAAAAUUAUAAAGAAAUAAAAAAUUACCAUAAUUAAUUUCAUUUUUGGGAAUAUUUUUGAUGUAUGUUUACUUUUUAUUGUUCUCAGUUAUAAUUUUCUAUUAAACCAAGAAUUAUCUAACAAAAUAUAGACAAACAACUGAUUUUUAUAGAUUAGUUUAGGAUAUGAGGUUUAGGAGUGGAACACUUUAUGUUUACAGAGAAAUACUUUUUAGAUGGUCAAAUUUCAGUUAUUUAACAACACAUGAUUAGAAUCGUUUAUAUUAAUUAGUUGAAAAAUCAUAGAAUAUAAUAUAAUAAUAUUUAAUUAUUCAGAAUGAUCAAUAAAAUGAUUAAUAUUUGCUCUCAGAAAAUUAUAUUAAUUACAUAAGUAAAGUUUAGAAUGAAAAUUUGUGCAAUUUCAUUGAUGCUGUAUUUAUUUUAUAUAACAUAGAAAUACAUCAACUUAACAAUUUAUUGUUAAAUUGCUUUAGAUGGAGUUCUUCUUAAAGGCAUGAUUCCAAGUUUAAAUUAUAUAUCUACUGCAAUUAGGAAUUAACAGGCAAUAAAUAAUUUUACUAAAAGAGUAGAAGUUCAUUUUUAUGAAUUGGAAGGUGCUUAGAUAAUUAGUCAAGUAUUUUCCAAUGUAUCUUAAUAAUUAAAAUCAGGAAUGAUUGAAUUGACUCAAAAUUUUAACCAUAUUAAUAAAGUAAAAAUAAAAUUUAAAUAGAUUCUUUCUUAUUUAUUCAUGGCAUCUUAAUUGAUAUUGUCAAUUAUUAUACUAAGCUGCUUUAGAAAAUCUUUAAUAGAUGAAUUCAUUAUUUAUAAGAAAUCUCUAUAUCUUAUACCUAUCAAAGUAUUUUUAGAGGAUAAUUCUUUGGAGAGAGCCUUAAGAUAAUUUGAAUUUGCAGAAAACAUUUGA
Messenger RNA from Paramecium sonneborni, 3973 nucleotides. The record is from the annotation of a GenBank genome assembly. Lineage: Eukaryota; Ciliophora; Oligohymenophorea; Peniculida; Parameciidae.